Molecule: messenger RNA, 2570 nt
Organism: Diorhabda sublineata
Lineage: Eukaryota; Metazoa; Arthropoda; Insecta; Coleoptera; Chrysomelidae
Product: gastrula zinc finger protein XlCGF57.1-like
Exons: 3
Coding region: 263-2125 (620 amino acids)
Biological process (GO): regulation of transcription by RNA polymerase II
Cellular component (GO): chromosome
Molecular function (GO): chromatin insulator sequence binding
Source: RefSeq, a predicted model, not a curated record
UUUAUUUUUGACAGUUGUUGAAACGAACAUAUUAAUUGUGUCAGAAGUGUGCAACAAAAAAACAUACCCAACGAAGAUAUAUUCUGUGGUAUGUAUAUGUAUUGUUGUCUGUUAAAAUUGGGAAUUAAAAUACUAUGAGGUUUUAUUGAAUAUUUAAUAUUAAAAUAAAUUAACCAAUCUAGGUUCCAAGAUGUUGUUUUUUCUUUUUAAAAUAAAGUUAUUUAUCUGAAAAAAUUGGCAAUAAAUUCCAUUUUUCUGUAACAUGGAUGUAAAACAAGAACCAAUUGAUAUAUUUGAUGAAAAUUACAAACAUGAACAAAACAAACAACUCUUUCUUGGUGGAAAAGAUGAUAAUCACAUGAUUAAUUUCACCAAAUAUGAGCUAGUUUCAAUAAAACAAGAAGACUUGGACAUUGAUAGGGAUCAAAAGGAAGAUACACAGCUCUCAAGCACAAACCUAGACAAUGCAGUAAUUCAUCAAAAAGCUGAAACAGUAGAGCAAUUUUGUCCAAAUGAAAUUGACAAUAAUCUCCAAAGUUUUGUUAGAAUUAAACAGGAGAAGGAUGUUGAUCAAGGUACUAUCCAUUCACAGUGGGCACUUAAAUUGGACAACAAUCAAAAUGGCAAAUUGGCCAGAAUAAAUUGGUUACAAAAAGAAACUUUCCAACUAAACCAUAUGAAGAGCUGGAUCCUCUUGGGUGGUAUAUCAAUUUGUAGGCUCUGUGGAAAUUUAUUCGCUAAGAAAUUUCAACUCAAUUAUCAUGUUGCACGACAUUUUGUCAAGAAAAGACGUUUUCAUACAACUAAGAACAGUAUAAAAUCAAUUGAAACAAUGAAUCGUCAUAUUAAACGUGAAUUAUUUGAUUGUAAAUCACUGGAUAUAUCAAAAAAUAUAAAAGACAAACUGUGUAAUAUAGGUGAUAAAAAAUUAUUUCAAUGUGACAUUUGUUUAAAAAUGUUUAAAUGUAAAAGUAAGUUAGUUAGUCACACGCGUAUUCACACUGGAGAAAAAUUAUUAUCUUGUAAAAUUUGUUCCAAAUCGUUCCCGUGCAAACGAAUUUUAACUCAACAUAUGCUUUGUCACACAGGAGAUAAGCCGUUCAAAUGUGACAUUUGUUUAAAAUUAUUCACAGCUCGAAGUGGUUUGGUUGAACAUAUGAGUUGUCAUACCGAGGAAAAGCCAUUCAAAUGUGAUAUUUGCACAAAGUUUUUUGCUAGAAAAAGAGAUUUAGUAAGGCACACAAAGAGAAUCCAUAGUACAGAAAAACCUUUCAAAUGUGAAAUUUGUUCUAAAUUAUUCGCAGAAUCAAGUGAUUUAGUUAAACACAACAAAAUUCAUGCAAGUGAAAAACCAUUCAACUGUGAAACUUGUUGCAAACGGUUUACACUUAAAACUAAUUUAGCCAGACACAUGCGCAGUCACACUGGCGAAAAACCAUUUACUUGUAAACUUUGUUCUAAAUUGUUCACUUGCAAACGAAAUUUAGUUCAUCACAUGCGCAGUCACACUGGCGAAAAACCAUUUACUUGUGAAAUUUGUUCCAAAUUGUUCUCAGUUCGAAGCAGCUUAGUUCAACAUAUGCGUUGUCACACUGGGGAAAAACCAUUUAAAUGUGAUAGUUGCACUAAAUUUUUCGCUAGAAGAAGAGAUUUAAUAAGACACGCAAAGAGAAUUCACAUUAGAGAAAAAACUUUCAAAUGUGACAUUUGUUCAAAAUCUUUUACAGAAUCAAGUUAUUUAUUCAAUCAUAAAAAGAUUCACACAAAUGAAAAAUCGUUUGAAUGCGAAAUUUGUUCCAAACUGUUCACAGUCCAAAGCAGCUUAGUUAAACAUAUGGGUUGUCACACUGGGGAAAAACCAUUUAAAUGUGAAACUUGUUUGAAAUCUUUCACACUCAAAAGUAACUUGGUUAGACAUAUCCGCAAUCACACUGGUGAAAAACCUUAUCACUGUGAAGUUUGUUACAAAAGUUUCUCAGCUAAAAGUAGUUUGGUACAACAUAUGUUUGUACAUACAGGAGAAAAACCAUUCAAGUGUGAAAUAUGCUCUAAAUUGUUUUAUAGAAAAAGUAACUUACUAAAACACAUUUGCACACAUAGUUUGAAAUGUGAGAAAUUGGUUUAAGCAUGUACAACAAAAGUUCAGUGACUGGUUUUUUAGAAAAAAAUUCUAUUGUCCAAUUUUAAAGUUUCUCUUUACAACUUGAACAAAGAGCAGGCUCGAAGCUUCACUUGAUUAUUUUUAUUCAGAAUGAAAAAUGUGAUCUUUAUGCAAAAAAACUAAAUCAGUGUCGUAGCUUUUUCAAGAUUACUUCAUGUUCAGUAAGAAAUGACUCUCAAAAAAUAUGUGGCAGCACUGCAAAUAUUUAUAAAUUAUUAUAGAAAAAAUUUAUACCAAUUAAAAUUUCUAUUUUUUUACAGUGUUAUUUGUCAUUUUGUUGCAUUGUAAUUUGUAUUCACUUUUUAUUGAAUCUAUUUUAUAGGUACAUUAUGAUUAUAUCUAAAAUGAAUAAACUAUUCUCCUGAAUUUCAUUAUUAUUACGAGUUAGUUACAAUCCCCGAUAACUUAC